GACUUAGUGCUUACAGCAUACAUUCAUCGUUUCUUCGACAAUCAAUCGGCACAUUUCACAUCCAAAUUUCAUUUUUGAGAAUUGGUGACCCAUUUCUCGUUGGAUGGAUAUAUGCAUAGAGGGAAACUAUAAUUCUGAUUUUGGAAAGGAAGAAUAAACGAAGAAGAUUUAUUGGCUUUUGGGUGGUGUUUGCUACAAGAUUGAUGCCACCAUUUUCAAUGCGAAGGCCAGCAUUGCAGUACUUUUUAAAGAUUCAUAACCUGUAAGUUUUGUAGAACUCACUGGGGAAUCGACUGAAACUGAGCGUAUUUUUGGUAUAUGUGAUAUUGGAAUGUUUUGAUAAGAUAGCACAUUGUGGGGAAAACAGGAUUUUUGAAAGGAGCUCUGAUGUCAUCUUUUAGAAGAACUUUAUCUCCAGUGCCUCGAUCAGGAACUUUAUUGAAUGGGGAAGCAUGUCAGCUUGCAUCUCCUUUGUCCAAGUCAUCUUCAAACAGUCAGAAUUACCCACUGUUGCCGCCUUCCAGGGCUUCUUUGGACUAUGCAUGGUACAAAGCCCAACAUUUUGUACUUGGCCUUUUCUCAUCACAAUCUUCUCGGCCCUUAGAUAGGUCAAAGCUAAAGGGACAAAUUUGGCGAAGAGUUUUUUUACAUUUCUUUUUAUGUUUUGUUAUUGGGAUUUUUGUUGGUCUUUCUCCGUUUAUUUCACUGAAUCUAUCCAUCAAUGUUAUGUCGAAAUACCAAGAUAUCUACGUCGGGGUGCUCCAACCAGUAGCAAACAGUCAGGGUUACGCCGGUCACGUAAAUGAGACGUCGGCUGUGGUAGUUGACAGAUUGUCCGUAAUUGAAAAUUCAACGUUAGAGCAGCAAGGGGUGAAUGUUGAACCAAUAGAUGGAAUUUUUAAUGACACCUGUCAAGGUUCAAAUUUGGGGCACCAUAAGCUUUUGAUCAUUGUGACACCAACAUAUGCUCGGCCGCUUCAGGCAUAUUAUAUGAAUCGUCUGGCAAACACAUUAAAACUGAUCCAGCGUCCUUCUCUGUGGAUUGUGGUGGAGAUGAAGUCUCCAUCUGUGGAAAUAGCAAACUUGUUGGGGAAAACAGGUGUCUUGUACAGGCAUCUAGUAUGUGAUAAUAACUCAAUUGACAAAAAUGAAAGAGCUGUGCACCUUAGGAACGUGGCUCUCUCACACAUUGAAACUCACCGUCUCAAUGGAAUUGUUUACUUUGCAGAUGAUGAUAACAUAUACUCCAAUGGUCUCUUUAACCAAAUGAGACAAAUCAGGCAGUUCGGAACCUGGGUAGUGGCCAAGUUAGUGGAAACAGGAAGACAUACUGAAUUCGAGGGUCCAAUUUGUAAUGGCUCUGAAGUGAGAGGAUGGCACACGAAUGAUAUGACGAAAAGGUUUCGUAGAUUCCAUGCUGAGAUGUCUGGUUUUGCUUUUAAUAGUACUAUUAUUUGGGACCCAAAGAGAUGGCACCGGCCUACUCUUGAACCAAUCCGGCAACUUGAUACAGUCGAAGAAGGUUUCCAAGCAAGCACAUUUAUCGAGCAAAUUGUGGAAGACGAAAGCCAAAUGGAAUGCUUUCCUUCAGACACCAAUAAAAUUAUGGUCUGGCAACGUAAUGUGGACUUGUAUACCCGUCCUCANUUCUCAUUCAUUUUUACUUGA
Molecule: messenger RNA, 1668 nt
Organism: Olea europaea var. sylvestris
Lineage: Eukaryota; Viridiplantae; Streptophyta; Magnoliopsida; Lamiales; Oleaceae
Product: probable beta-1,4-xylosyltransferase IRX9H
Exons: 5
Coding region: 388-1668 (426 amino acids)
Biological process (GO): plant-type secondary cell wall biogenesis; glucuronoxylan biosynthetic process
Cellular component (GO): Golgi membrane
Molecular function (GO): xylosyltransferase activity; galactosylgalactosylxylosylprotein 3-beta-glucuronosyltransferase activity
Source: RefSeq, a predicted model, not a curated record